GGUCCUUGCAUCUCGACAAGAUGUCUCCCCUAGAGAUCGUUCAAACGUUUGUUCGUGAAGAGGCCUAUGUGCAACAAGCGCUUGAGAAAUCCACGCCGGCGAUCGCGAGGGCAUUGGAACUUAUUUCUGCACGCAUAAAUGCAGGUGGACGCAUGUUUUAUGUUGGUGCAGGAACGAGUGGCAGGCUGGGUGUCCUUGAUGCAAGUGAAAUCCCGCCGACUUUCGGCGAAAGCCCGAACACUUUCCAAGGAAUUAUCGCCGGUGGUUUGAGGGCCUUGCACCGAAGCGUGGAAGACGCAGAAGACAGUGCAGAAGCAGGUGCUGCAGCCUUGCGGGCAAGAGGUGUAUCUUCAUCUGACGUAGUUUGCGGAAUCGGCGCUAGCGGUCGCACCCCAUUUGUCAUUGGCGCACUGCGGGAGGCACACACAUUGGGAUGCGUCACCGUAUUCAUCACAUGCAAUCCAGCUCGAGAUAGAACCGACUUUCCCUGCGACGUGGACAUAGACUUGGACACUGGUCCAGAGAUCCUCACGGGCUCUACCAGACUCAAAGCAGGAACAGCAACAAAGGUGUGUUUGAACGUUCUCAGCACUGGCGCCAUGGUGCUUGGUGGACGCGUGGAGUCCAACCUGAUGGUUAGUCUGCAGGCGACGAAUGUCAAAUUGCGAGACAGAGCUGCUCGUUUAGUGGCUCAACAACGAAAUAUGGACUAUGAUGAAGCUCGGGAAUUACUGCGCAAGAAUGAGUGGGACGUUGUCCGAGUCUUGAAACUUAUUGAUCAUUGACUCGCCAACACAUGUGUAAGAGCAAGACGUACGGGGAACUAUCUACCAAGGAAAAUAACUGAAAUGCGUCCGUCAUUCACCGCGUAUAUAACAUACUCGGAAUGACGUCGUGAGUUUCAUUUGAAGAAAUGUUGGAAUGAGAUACAGUAUUUGAGCAGCA
Messenger RNA from Notodromas monacha, 945 nucleotides. The record is from the annotation of a GenBank genome assembly. NCBI's taxonomy places the organism in Eukaryota, Metazoa, Arthropoda, Ostracoda, Podocopida, Cyprididae.